AUUCCGUACACUCUUUCUCUCUCUAGAGUUUUCCAUAUACUGACUGACUCAGUUUUCUCUCUUUGUUGUUGUGAAUUUUCCUCUGUCUCUAUCUCUAUCUCUAUCUCUAUCUCUUUCUCUCUCUAAAAGUCUUCCGUACUCCCUUAUUAAUUUCUUCUUGAUCUUUGCUUUGUCUACACUUCUCUCUCUCUAUACAUUGUCCCUCUCUCCCCCCCUCUCUCUAACUUUGCCUUUCCUCUGAUCCGGAUAGAUGGAUAGCCCACAUCAAAAGAAGACUAGCCCAUCAGGCCCCGAGAAUCAUGGGGUUUAUCUAUGUCACAGAUGUGGGUGGCCUUUUCCCAACCCACAUCCUAGUGCCAGACACAGGCGAGCCCACAAGAGGAUCUGUGGAACUGUUGAAGGCUAUAAGCUGACUGACUCGGAAGGACAUGCACAUUUGGCUGUUUCUGAUGAUGAACACUCCGAUGAAGACAGGCAUAACUCAGGUCCAAACAUGGAGAAGAGUAGUAGUGGUAAACAGUUCACUAGUGGUGGAGUUGGUGAAAGAUCAAACAGAUCAGAAGAUGAUUUUUUCUCGGAUGCUGUUGCUGAUUUUUCAGAUAGUGGGUCUAAUUCAGGAUUUGAAGGGCAUUUGGAGGGUGUUAGAGAAUUGGAUAAGAAUGUGGAAAAGAUUGUGGAUGGUGAUCUCGACAGCAGCCAAUCUCCAAAGGUCAAUGCAAAUGCUGAUGCAGAUACUGCACAUCCACCUAACAGUCCUACAGACACCUGCCAAGUGAAAAAAAAUCCUGAGGUUCUUGAAGGAGCAACCAACCAGUUGGGGGAUACCACAACAGUCCAACAAGCUGUAUCAAGCUGCAGUGAUUCAAUGGAGAAUGAUGUAAAAGGAAAUGAAGAAAGUGAUGUUGAUAAGAUCUUCUUGGAUGAUGUCGCCUUCUCUUCCAUUAACGCUGCAAGCAAAGCAUCUGAAGCGGAUUCUAAGUUACUAGUGAUGGUUGAAAAAACUUCAGAUCCUGUAAUAGCGGAUGGAAUCGUACAACCAAAGAAAGAUCAAAGUGACGGGUUGGAACCUAAGAUAUCCAAAGAUGAUUCUGGUGAAGCUGAAUCUGUUGAACACACGGAAGCUUUUGGUAAUACUGUUCAAUUUGAAGAAGUUUCUAGGCAGGACAGAGAUUUUGGUAUGCAUGGUCAUUUGGUUGAGGUUUGCAACACAAAAGAAGAACGAAAUGAAGAUAUGCAUGUGCUUUUGGUGGCCAAUGAUUUAGCUUUAGUUGAUAACCCCGAGAUCAUGAUUGAAGAUUUUAAAGACCAUAAUGGAGUGAAACCGAAUAUUCCUCUAACCCUAGGCUCUGGUGAAGUAACUAAAUCUCUCGAGGAUGGUAAUAAAGAUACUGUUUGUGAGAGUGAUUCCAGUUCUUAUUCAAGUAAGCCGGGUGAAAGAUCUAACAUCUCUUCUGCAGAUAUGAAUGGUUUGGAAGAGAACCCUAAACAGGAAGAUGGAGGCAACCAUCAUACAAUUGAAGUGCCUGGUGAAGGUAAAGCAGAUAUUUUGAAAGUCGAGGUCAUGAGCAGUGACGACGUUGGAUCCAGCGGUGUAGAAGAUCCUCUAGGUACAAUCAGGACCGAAGCAGAUAAAAUUCAAACAAAUCACUGCCUUGAAGGACUGCACCCUCAAUAUUCUUACUGUGAUUCAUCAAGGAAUAUUCCUUUAGAAUCCAACAAAACAGAUCUCUCUGAUACGAUUGAUACGGUAGCUCCCGUGGAUGGAACCAACUUAAGUGUGAAGAAACCUCCUGAAUUUCUGGACAAUAUAUCGACAUCAGAAGAUCAAGUAUUCAACUCACUUGGGCAAGAUGACAGUGGCAGUCGUGAAAUGACUGGAAAUGAAUUUUUUGAUAUAUCCGGGAGUGGAAGCAGAGAGGCAAUGGCAGAGAAAAAAUGUGCAAUGAAUUUAAAAACGUGCCUUGAAUCUGAAAGUCAGUUCUCUGAAUCCCAAGAUGUUACAGAUGAUGGAGUGGCUAAAUUUGCGAGGAACUUUCAAGAAGCUGAAUCUAAUUAUUUUGAUAGAGUUUCGGAUUCAAGUAAAGAUGGUAUUGGUACAACUGACUUGGGAAAUGAUGAAGAUUGUAAAGCCAUAAAGAAACUCGAAAGUAAUGACAGUGAAGUGCCAGUGGAAAGUGUUGGUGCAGUUAAUACAGCUGAUGAAUUAAACUGUGCUGGUGAUGUUGAAGUACUACACAGAAAUUCAGGGGACUUCAAUUUGAAAGAACCAGAAGCUUUGCCUGUAGAUUCUGAAUUCAUUACUAAAAGUUUUGACAAUGUUGAAGAUAACCAGGGCAGGAACGCUGAUGGGGCUGAUUCUGGUGUUAGCUCUGAUAUUUUGGGAGAUGGUGACAACAACCUCCCCAAGCAACAUGUUGGUGUUUCUGCAGUUGAUAUCUUAGUUGCUUCAAGUUGUCAAGCUGAUAACAAUGUUGAAGAUAAUCAGGGCAGGAACACUGGUGGGGGUGAUUCUGGUGUUAGCUCUGAUAUUUUGGGAGAUGGUGACAACAACCUCACCAAGCAACAUGGUGGUGUUUCUGCAGUUGAUAUCUCAGUUGAUUCAAGGAGUCAAACUGAUAGGUUGGAAGCCAUAAAGAAACUCGAAAAUAAUGAUGACAGUGAAGUACCAGUGGAAUGUGUUGGUGCAGUUAGUACAGCUGCUGAAUUAAAUCGUGCUGGUGAUAUUGAAGUACUACACAGAAAUUCAGGGGACUUCAAUUUGAAAGAACCAGAAGCUUUGCCUGUAGAUUCUGAAUUCAUUACUAAAAGUUUUGACAAUGUUGAAGAUAACCAGGGCAGGAACGCUGGUGGGGGUGAUUCUGGUGUUAGCUCUGAUAUUUUGGGAGAUGGUGACAACAACCUCCCCAAGCAACAUGUCGGUGUUUCUGCAGUUGAUAUCUCAGUUGCUUCAAGUAGUCAAGCUGAUAACAAUGUCGAAGAUAAUCAGGGCAGGAACACUGGUGGGGGUGAUUCUGGUGUUAGCUCUGAUAUUUUGGGAGAUGGUGACAACAACCUCUCCAAGCAACAUGGUGGUGUUUCUGCAGUUGAUAUCUCAGUUGAUUCAAGGAGUCAAACUGAUAGUUUGGAAGCCAUAAAGAAACUCGAAAAUAAUGAUGACAGUGAAGUACCAGUGGAAUGUGUCGGUGCAGUUAGUACAGCUGCUGAAUUAAAUCGUGCUGGUGAUAUUGAAGUACUACACAGAAAUUCACGGGACUUCAAUUUAAAAGAACGAGAACCUUUGCCUGUAGAUUCUGAAUUCAUUACUAAAAGUUCUGACAAUGUUGAAGAUAAUCAGGGCAGGAACGCCAGUGGGGGUGCUUCUGGUGUUAGUUCUGAUCUUCUGGGAGAAGGUGACGACAACCUCACCAAGCAACAUGUUGGUGUUUCUGCACUUGAUAUCUCAGUUGAUUCAAGUAGUCAAACUGAUAGUUUGGAAGGUAACUGGGGUUCUGUUUCAGUGCUUUCAAUUCAGUCAGAUGCACCGGCUGCUGUUGACGCUGAAGCUUUACGAUCAGAAAAAGGCAACCUGGAAAAGCCAAAACCUGCAUCCAAGGGACACCAUUCUGAAAAUUCAGAUGCUUUUGAGGCUCCAUCAUUUAUGACAUUGGUUGAAUCUGGAAGUGAGAUUGACCAGAAGGUUGCUUCAUCCGAAAUCCACUUACAGGACGCUCAACGGUCGAGAUCUGAAGCUUUACAAGCUGGGUGGUUUCCAUCUCUCACUAAUGUCGUGAACGACUCACAAGGGAGAAAGAAAAAUGAAGAGAUCAUCGCUAAGGUAACAAACUGGAGCACAGGGAAACAGCACAUUCCUCUGAAAAACCUACUGGGUGAAGCUAACCAUGAAACGAAACCAAAGUCACCAAACACGAGACCAAGUCCCACUGUGAUUCAGAAUGAUGAAACUGCAGCAAGGAAUAACGGAGUCUCAGCCCCAAAGCCCACAACAGUGCACACAAUCCUGCGUCCUGAAGCGUCAACUGAUCGGGCUGCAGGGAAGGCAUGGAACUCUCCAGCGAGGUAUCCAACUGACAAUAAGAAAGAGAAGAGGAAAAUAAAGGGAAAACCAUACUGGGUUCCAUUUGUAUGCUGUUCUUCAGUUAAUUAGCGGGAAUGUAACACCUUGGUUACUUUUGUAGAGAUAUUGAUAUUGAUAGUUGUGCAAUCUUAGUAGACUAUUAUCAGUGAAGAUUGCACAGGUGUGCUGUGGUGAUUGUGGAUCCAAAUAUAAAAUAGUUGUGUAAUAUUAGUGUCAAGUGCUAGAGUUUAGAGUUUAGUUACAUUAAUUCGUUAAUAAAUUAGUAUUUAGUUCAAGUCA
Messenger RNA from Cornus florida, 4354 nucleotides. RefSeq lists its product as uncharacterized. The record is from RefSeq and is a predicted model, not a curated record. Lineage: Eukaryota; Viridiplantae; Streptophyta; Magnoliopsida; Cornales; Cornaceae. The transcript is spliced from 6 exons. The coding region runs from base 251 to 4144 and encodes 1297 amino acids.